GCGUGCACUAAAAUCGAAAAGCGAAACAGUUCGACCAAAGAAAUCAAAUAUUGAACCUAAAGUACUUGCGAUAGUUUGUUGAACCAGAUGAAAACCGGAAAUUACUUGUAUUGAAUCAGUGUGAGACCAGAAGGAAAUUUUUCGAAAUUGUGACGAAAAAUAAAGUUUUGAAGUAAUAAAAAAAAUGCUCAGAAACUAUUACGAUUGAAAGAAAAUUGUUCCGGCUUGAAACAUCCACAGUGUCAGUUUGAGUGAAAAGAAUAUAAUUUUCCAAGUGUUAACAUUAAGAUAAAAUGCUUCUGAGCAACAGCUCCACUGAAGCACAGCAACAACAACGAACCGCAUCAGCACCAUCGUCGCAAGCCCAAUUUAGAAAAGAAAAGCUGCACGAUAAUCAACAGCACCAGAGUCAACAGGAAAGACGAAAUUUCGGCAACAAUAAUAAUAACAACAACUACUACUACCAUCACGAAAAGCAUAAUCUGAAUUAUUUGCCCGCUAACGUGACACAACAGGUCCCGACACCAGCGUCAGCAUCAGCAUCAGCGAAAUCCACACCCACCACCGCUGCCGCCGCCGUGGCAGCAGCCGCUGCAGCUGCCACAUUGUUGUUAAACCAAUCUGGCGUUUUCGCAACAACUGCCGACGCGGCAACUAGAACAGCGACAGCUACCACAAAUAUCAUCAACGGUAAUUCCUGUGUCGGCGCCACGGAUUUCUCAAUCGCUGCGAUAAUGGCGCGAGGCGCGAACGCCUCGAGCCGCGAACCCUCCGAAAGGAGUUUGAGUCCACUUUCGGUGGAACCCUAUCCAGAGCCAGACGAUGACGUCGAUGUGGACGUGGACGUGGUCGACUGUAGUGACUCCGAGUCGCCGUCGGGGCGCGCCAUGCGUGCCCAUCACCGUCAUCAGUUGCAGCAACAGCACCUGCCACAGGCGCACCACAAACUACAACGGCACACGCACCACAGUCAGCAUAGCGCCAGUGUUAGUAACUGUGAUGGCACCGGUGUACAACAACAACAAACGAGGCGUAGCAGCAGUCGGGGGCGUGCUUCACCGCAGAGCCCAAACAGCUCCACCGCCAACGACGAGGACCGCCUGUCGCCGGAGCCCGCGCAGGUAAAACGCAAAUCUGCACCGAAAAUUGUUGGCUCCUGCAACUGUGAUGAGCUGCUUCCGGUGCAGUGUCACCUGGAGACGAAGGAACUGUGGGACAAGUUCCACGAACUGGGCACAGAGAUGAUAAUCACCAAAACGGGGAGACGCAUGUUCCCCACGGUGCGCGUUAGCUUUUCCGGUCCUCUGCGUCAGAUACAGCCACCCGACCGUUAUGCUGUGGUGUUGGAUGUGGUGCCGAUGGAUUCACGACGCUAUCGAUAUGCUUAUCACCGCUCAUCGUGGCUGGUCGCGGGCAAAGCGGAUCCACCGCCACCAGCGCGGCUUUAUCCACAUCCCGAUUGUCCCAUAAGCAUGGAGGCGCUCAGAAAGCAGGUGGUCUCUUUCGAGAAAGUGAAACUAACAAAUAAUGAAAUGGACAAAAAUGGGCAGAUCGUGCUGAACUCCAUGCACCGUUAUCAGCCGCGCAUACAUCUAGUGCGACUCGCUCAUGGGCAGAAUAUACCCACCAACCCGAAGGACCUGCAGGAACUGGACCACAAAACUUUCGUUUUUCCGGAGACGGUAUUCACAGCGGUCACGGCUUACCAAAAUCAAUUAAUCACAAAGUUGAAAAUCGACUCGAACCCCUUCGCAAAGGGAUUUCGUGAUUCUUCGCGUCUGACGGACUUUGAUCGCGACCCCAUGGACUCCUUUUUGCUCGAGCAGCAUCUGCGCUCGCCGCUGCGCUUCUUUCCCGACCCGCUAAUGGCGCAGCUCUCGCCGCAAGAGGCCGACGCCGCGUCGCUGGCAUUUCUGGAGAAGGCGCGUCAGCAUCUGCAAAUGUUUGGCCGUUCGCCGUACACGGAGAUGCUCUUGCCGCAGCUGUACCAGCGCCCGCCUGUGCUGAACGCCUUCAACAUUGGCAUGUGGCAGCAGCAGUGGCCGCAGCUGACCGCCGGCUUCAUAGCGAGCGCCAAUCAACAGGCAGUCGCUGCACAAGCCGCCGCUGCCGCUGCAGCAGCGGCCAACGCAUGCCGCACGCCACCACCGCCCCCGCCAUCGUCCAUUAUGGUUGGUGUGCCACCGCCGCCACCGGCCACUACACCCUCUUCAUCCGGUUCGGCCUCGCCGGAUUUGCGUAUAAGACACUUUCAGCGCUACAGCCCGUAUCAGGUGCCGCAUCCCCAGCAACAACAGCAACAAGUGCCGCAGCAUCAGCCGCCACUAACGCGCUCGCCUCCACUAUGAGGAGCGGUCUGAAGAACGCGGGGAUUUAAAUGUGCAAUCUAAUAUUUUGCUUUUAAUGUCAACGGAUAUUGAUCUGCUAUUUGGCGUUGCCAGCUUGAAAGGAAGAAAGGAAGUGAUUAUGGAAUUGUAGAAUAUUUAGAUGUGCGUUUGCAGUAUUAAAAUUAUUCAAAUUAGGCAAUUGCGAUUAUGAUUACGUAAUGCAAUGUAAAAAUGCUAAUUCAAAUGAAAACUGUUUAAUUUAUUGUAUUUGU
Molecule: messenger RNA, 2599 nt
Organism: Bactrocera latifrons
Lineage: Eukaryota; Metazoa; Arthropoda; Insecta; Diptera; Tephritidae
Product: T-box protein H15-like
Exons: 6
Coding region: 294-2348 (684 amino acids)
Biological process (GO): regulation of transcription by RNA polymerase II; heart development; cell fate specification
Cellular component (GO): nucleus
Molecular function (GO): RNA polymerase II cis-regulatory region sequence-specific DNA binding; DNA-binding transcription factor activity, RNA polymerase II-specific
Source: RefSeq, a predicted model, not a curated record